CUACGAUAUUGUGGCCUUGAAAGAUGGCGUCAGGUCGAGAAAUGUCCAUUUCGAAGCGGCCACAUGUGAAAACAGAGCGAAUGCAAGAGUUCAUGAAGACACAAGAUGUGGGCAGCCCAACUAAGAAACUGAAAUGCCCCGAGCCAAUGUGCAACAAAGAGUUUACAAGUUCCCCUGGUCUGAAGUACCACCGCCAGACUCACAAUAUCUCUCAUCCACAGUUUCAGUGCAGGAGAUGUCUCAAAGAGUUUAAAAGUGCCAAUGGUUUGAAGUACCACCGUGAGAGGACCAAAUGUGAUGACACCAAUUUUGAAUAUUCAGGAAGUUUCGUUCAUCGCCAUGUACCCAAACAGUUGGAUCUAACUGCCCUUUGCCUUCCUUCAGUGAAAAACAGUUUAAACCAGUCAGAGUGUCAAAAUAUAACAACCAGUCCAGGGAUUGAAUUUUCGUCAAGCAGUCUACAUUCAACAGGGAUGGAUAAGCUCACAGAGUUGGCAAUAAUAGCGACCAGUCCACAGAGUCCCUUGAUGCGAAAGCCCAAACCUCCUUGGGAUAAAACACCUAGUGCUGAAAUAGUUCGAUCUCUGGUGAAGAUGUUGGACGAGGGUGAGAAAGACUAUUAUGGAGAUACAAGUGAAUGUUUUGGUGACAGGGAACAGCUGGGUGUGCAAGCCAGUCAAUCUCAUGUGUCCACUGAUGGUCCUACAGCAUCCUUGCCCGACGUUAAACCGGUUCAAACUGCUAAAUCCGGACAUGUUGAAAGCAGCUCGUCAGAAGGCCCUGACGGCAGUGACCCACGGGUAUCCACUAGCUCACCUCUGUCUGUCUCCCCUGAUGAAACUGAUACCAUGACAACCAGCACCUGGUCCCACUCCUGGCCAACAGCACUCUGGCAGUGCUUCAUUGCUGGGACGCAGGUGAGGUUUCUGGACAGCCAUGACAGUUGUUGGCAGCUCGUGGACACACUUGCUCAAAAGGAAGACCUGGCCCAGAAGGCUGCCAGCAACUAUGUGCCAUCCAGAUAUGCUCCAGAUGGUCUGAUGGUGAAAACAUUAAAUGAUGUCAUCAUUGAUACUGACCAAUCAGAGCUGGAGAUAACAUUCACUUCAUCUGCCAAUGGACAGCCUGAUUUGCUGGCAAAUUGCCAAAGGGACCAUCCAUUUUUUGUAAAAGAUAAAGGUUGGUCGUCAUGUGACCCUUGUGAGACAGUUGUGCAUUAUGGGAUACCAUGCAGCGAGUUGUGUGUAGGAGACGUCUGUUUGCCCCCGACUCACAGCGAUGCAGCUUUUACUGAGGAGAUCUUUAAGAGCUGUGAUAAGUUUGAGUUUACCCCAGAGGACACUUCAGCUGUGUUUGCUUUAAGCAGUAUGAAACAACACAAGAAGGAAUCUGACCAAAGUCCGCCGCCAGGCUCAAAGAAACCAGUGGGCAGGAGACCGGCCGGCAAGGCAGCACUCAACAAGCCCAAGAGACCCAUGAACGCCUUCCUGUUGUUUGCCAAGGAGUUCAGGUUGGGCUACAUGCAGAAAUUCCCUAAGCGAGAUAAUAGGGCUAUCAGUGUGAUUCUUGGUGAGCACUGGAAGUCGCUGUCUGUGUCCCAGCGAGGUGUAUACGAGGAGCGGGCCCGAUAUCUGGCUGACAAACAGAAGAAAAAACAUCCAGACUGCUGGAAGAGGAAAAAGGAGAUUCCAAGGUCAUAGUUUGAGAUGAUUUGAGUUGACUUCGCAGGAGCUUGCAGGACAGAAGUAAGAAGAAGAACACUGUAAUGCCUUAUGGAUUGAAGACAGAAUUUAUUUGACUGCUUGAAGUGUCAUAGAUGGAUCCAGGGCAGGAUGAUAGAUGGGGCUUAUCAUGGGCGUAUGACCCCUCUAUACUCAUGGGCAUAUGACCCCUCUAUACUCUUUAAAUACAUGAAUAUGGGGAGUCUCUUCUGAUUCUUUUGUUAAUCACAGUUGUGUAAGACCAUUUAGUUAGUAAUGGAAGCCUUUACCACAAUCAAAUUCAGCUAUUUUUACAUAUCUUUAUAGAGGUGUUCCCCACCUAGUGUAACAGUCAAUGUAGGAGUUGGCAUGUACGCUGUUAGUCCUUUGUCACAACAUUGUUGAUAACUGUGGCGUAUGGUGCAGGAAACUUACCUACUGCAACUUGGUGCAAUAUUUUGUACUACAUCACAUUUGGAGUAUUUAUUUUGAUAAACUUGGGGGCAGUGACAAUAAUAACAGUCUUGCGUUACGUCUUUCAUUGUGCAUGAUCUAUUAUCAGUAGAAUCUAAUUCUAUGUGUAAAGCAUUCCCUUGAAGUUAAAAAUUGUUUUGUUUUUUGUUUCGGUUAUUUUAUUUUUAAGCUAUUAUGUAGGUGUUGGAACAUCUUCAAGUUUGAUAUUGUUGUUUGCAGUAAAAGAUGUUGGGUACAUGUAUACAUGCCUGAUAUUUCUUGAUGCUGUUUACAACUUCAAUUUUAUGUAUAUUUUAUAGAAUUUAAAUGUUAUUUAUAAUAUUGUUGCAGCAGUUAUUGAUCUCAUUGUUAUUAAUGUACUUACUGUUCCAGUUGUAAUACAAUAGGAUAGAUUUUCCAGAUUAAAUAUGUUUUGAUAUUUAUAUAUAAAUCUUUUUUAGUAGAAGAUGUGUCAAAAGUUAAAAAUUGUGUUCCAGUAACAGGUAUAGUUUGUGAACUUUGUGACCAGAGCUUGCAUUAAUUUUAAAGUCAGAUCUUCCUUAAAAGGCAUUUCAAAACAAGUAUUAGAAGACAUUAUAUAAGUACUUUUAGACCACAAUUAAAAUAGGCUUUGUUUGGCCCAUCCUGGUGCACAUUUUCAGCGGUGGGAAGGUUAUUUUUUUACUUCCUAACCUGUGAUUUCCUGUAACAUUUUUUUCAUUGUGAUCGCCCGAGAGAAAUAUAUUAAAAUGUUCAAAAAGAUUUGGUUGUGGGUAUGGCCAAACAAACUGUUUAUUAACUGUGGCUGGAGUUGAAAAUAUGUUUAUUUUUAAACUUUGAUGUACAAGAUUAACCAAGGUUUUUUAAAAUAAGUGACAAUCAAAGAAAUAUUUGUCACAUUUGCAUACUGCUCUUGUGUUAUUUUCAGCAUCACCAUCACCACCAGUAAGAAGCAAGUUAUUAUAGUUUUUCUUUAAAUAGUACCGGUAAAUGUUUUCAAUAUUGUUACAUACAUCCAUGGCCUUAUUUUUAGACCGGUUUGUGUAUUAAGUAGUAUUUGACUUUUUGUUAGUAAACUACAUCCAGAACCAAAGGCAGCAAUUUUGGUAGUCAUCUUACGGCAGCACAUUCCAAAUGAUCUCAUAAAAUAGGGAAUAAACUGGCUUCAUCAUCAUCAAAUUUAAAAAUUACAGCUGGUAUUCUUUUUCAUAAUAUAUUGAUCACUUUAAAGAAUGUCUUUUUUAAAAGUUGUUAUUUUUGAGUUUGUUGUAUUAGCUUAUCAUAACAUAUGAGCAAUUGUAGAGUUGUGGCCCUUGAUCAGCUUAUCAUAACAUAUGAUCAAUUGUAGAGUUAUGACCCUUGAUCAGCUGAUCAUAACAUAUGAGCGAUUGUAGAGUUAUGACCCUUGAUCAGCUUAUCAUAACAUGAGCAAUUGUAGAGUUGUGGCCCUUGAUCAGCUUAUCAUAACAUAUGAGCAAUUGUAGAGUUAUUGCCCUUGAUCAGCUUUUCAUAACAUAUGAGCAAUUGUAGAGUUGUGGCCCUUGAUCAGCUUAUCAUAACAUAUGAGCAAUUGUAGAGUUAUUGCCCUUGAUCAGCUUAUCAUAACAAAGGAGCAAUUGUAGAGUUAUGACCCUUAACUAGCUUAUCAUAACAUUUGAGCAAUUGUAGAGUUAUUGCCCUUGACCAGCUCAUCAUAACGAAGGAGCAAUUGUAGAGUUAUUGCCCUUGAUCAGCUUAUCAUAACAAAGGAGCAAUUGUAGAGUUAUUGCCCUUGACCAGCUUAUCAUAACCAAGGAGCAAUUGUAGAGUUUUGACCCUUGACCAACUUUUCAUAACAUAUGAGCAAUUGUAGAGUUAAGACCCUUGACUAGGUUAUCAUAACAUUUGAGCAAAUGUAGAGUUAUUGCCAUUGACCAGCUCAUCAUAAUGAAGGAGCAAUUGUAGAGUUAUUGCCCUUGACAAGCUUAUCAUAAUGAAGGAGCAAUUUUAGAGUUGUGACCCUUGAUCAGCUUAUCAUUACAUAUGAGCAAUUGUAGAGUUAUUGCCCUUGACCAGCUUAUCAUAACAAAGGAGCAAUUGUAGAGUUAUUCCCCUUGAUCAGCUUAUCAUAACAUAUGAGCAAUUGUAGAGUUGUGGCCCUUGAUCAGCUUAUCAUAACAUAUGAGUGAUGGUAGAGUUAUGGCCCUUGAUCAGCUUAUCAUAACAUAUAAGCAAUUGUAGAGUUAUUGCCCUUGACCAGCUUAUCAUAACGAACAAGCAAUAGUAGAGUUGUGACCCUUGAUCAGCUUAUCAUAACAUAUGAGCAAUUGUACAGUUAUUGCCCUUGAUUAACUUAUGGUAACAUUUUAGCAAUUGUAGAGUUAUGACCCUUGAUCAGCUUACAAAAACAUAUGAGCAAUUGUAGAGCUAUUGCCCUUGAUCAGCUAAGCAUUACGAAGGAGCAAUUGUAGAGUUAUUGCCCUUGAUCAGCUAAGCAUUACGAAGGAGCAAUUGUAGAGCUAUUGCCCUUGAUCAGCUAAGCAUUACGAAGGAGCAAUUUUAGAGUUAUUGCCCUUGAUCAGCUUACAAUAACAUAGGAGCAUUAGAAUAAACUGUUUGUAGUAGUCUCGUUUGAAAUUGUUAGAGCAAACAUCAGAAUUGAUGUGUUGUAAAUUGUUAGCGUCACAAAUUCAAAUGUGUCCAUUUUGAAGAUAAGUUCAUUAUUUCAGUCCCUUGAAAACAGUAGAUAAGUAAUGGAAAGUGUGUUUUGUUGGGAAAUAAUAUAUUUUAAGGGCAUUCAUUAUGUAUUUGUACUGUUCCUUUUGAUGUUUUGUCACUUUAUAUUUGUCUUCCCAUAUAACUUGCAUGUUCGUUCAUUUUUAUGAAAAUGAUUGUAAUAGACAAAUGCAGGAGCCAUAAGUGUUCAUGUUUAAUGUCCAUUAAGAAACAUAUGGGUUGGAAUGUAGUAUCAAUUGUUGUCACAAAUGUACUAUUUCUGGGUAAAUAAUUAUUAAAAGUGCUCAUUCUUUUUGUUAUUGACUGUAUCUUCUGUAUAAACAAAAUAUUGGGGAAACAUAUAAGGUAAACUUUGUUUUAUUUAUUGAUGUUUUUAAAAAAGAAUAAGUAAGACUGUAUUGGGUUAUUCCUCCUCACCUUUUUGCAAUACUUGCUAAUUAUAAUAGUAAAAGUCAAUAGUAUUAUCCUAUCCGCUAAAAAUCAUGAUUCCUGUAUGAUGUUUAUUAUAUAUAACUGUACAUUGACAAGCAUAAUUGUUGCAAGCAUUGUUAUUCAUUGUUGUAGUGCAAUGCUUUUACUGAAAUUACUUCUCUUAAAAGAAGGUAAAGAAAGUAUGAUGCAUACAAGUACUUAGCAUAUCAUCUGCAACUGAUUGUAUUUGUUGGAAUAUAACAAAGAUAUUUUGAGUCUUUAUUAAGUCUGUAUUCUGAUCUCAGAAAGAGGCAGCAUUGCUUUGUGCUAAUUACACUUUUUAAGUAUGAAUUUGUUGUAAUUUAUUUUUGAAAGAUUUUAUGAAGAGUGAAUUUUAUUGUUCGUCUUUGAUGACAUGUGAACGUUUUAUAUAUCAUAACCUUGUAAUGGUGAAACGUUAUAUUAUAAAAUAAAAAUACGAAACAUGA
Messenger RNA from Mya arenaria, 5767 nucleotides. Its product is annotated as HMG box-containing protein 1-like. Gene Ontology annotation, biological process: regulation of transcription by RNA polymerase II. Gene Ontology annotation, molecular function: RNA binding; RNA polymerase II cis-regulatory region sequence-specific DNA binding; protein binding. The record is from RefSeq and is a predicted model, not a curated record. The coding region runs from base 24 to 1700 and encodes 558 amino acids. The transcript is spliced from 13 exons. Lineage: Eukaryota; Metazoa; Mollusca; Bivalvia; Myida; Myidae. Gene Ontology annotation, cellular component: nucleus.